This is a messenger RNA of Caenorhabditis sp. 36 PRJEB53466, 5740 nucleotides long. Lineage: Eukaryota; Metazoa; Nematoda; Chromadorea; Rhabditida; Rhabditidae. The record is from the annotation of a GenBank genome assembly.
AUGAAAGUAUUUUAUACUAUUUAUCUGUUGAAUAUUUGUGUCGGUAAGGAAUUUUAGUCCGCACGGAAUGACGAUAUUUUUGCGGUUUUUAGAGGACAGAAGUUUGAGAUUUGUCUUUGAAAAAACGAGUCUUCGAAAGCUGAAGGAAGCGAGGGGAUUACGGUAUUAUCAGAAAACAACUGUGGAUCGAUAGUAUCUGUUUUCCCCCGAUCGGCUCCUUCCUGUUCUGCUCUCUUCUCGGCUGUUUACGUGUUUGUGCGUGCUCCCUUGAUUGUUCCAAAUCGCUCAUUAAUCACGAGAAUGACGUGUCGCUCCGCCCCUUUUCCCUUUCUGCCAACGGCUUUUGUGACUGAUAACAAAACUGUCGAAUUGCUUUAUAAAACGUUGCUCCGAGGGCGGUUCAAUGUCCACCUCAGUACGAAUCACCUUCUUUCCCAAUUCCUUUCCUUUGUUUCCUUUUUAAUCCUUUUCAUAUAAAAUGUGCUCCUACUUUAUCAGCUCACAGUUACCAUUUCACUCCGUUUAGGUUUCCGUUCUUCAUUUUCAUUUUCAGAUUAAUAUGAUUUUUCUGUUGUUCACUACCUCCCUGGUCCUAUUGACUGCCUAUUUGUAUACGUGGUGGACGAGAAGAGAUAAGGUUUGGAAGGGAGAAAUCGGGUGGAUGUGGUAGUUGUAAUGAUUUCAGAGACAAGUGGAAUUGCGGAAGAUUGUGGAGAGAAAACGGGCGGAACGAGCGGAAAGUGUGAGAUUCGCGAGAGAAUCUUCUCUGAAACUGGAUCCAGAGACCAGGAACAAGAUCUCUUCCCUCGGAUACGCUGAACUCAAAGGUAUGCUAGAUUCUGUUCACUUUUGUGUAGCCUGCUCUUGUGUUUGAUAAGUGGACAAUAAAAAAGUGUUAUCAGAGAAAUGGGCUGAUUCUUCCAGAAGGACUGCAGACUGGCUCGAUCUCGUGCAUCGACGCCGUCCGAACCUAUUACCACAAAGCGAUCGCUGCGAAUGAAAAGACAAAUGCAGUGUGCAUGUUCGUGAAAGAAGCCGAACAAUGGGCGUUGGAAUGGGACGAGAAGGCCAGACAUCCCGGAUUCCAGAAGCCGCCCAUGUUCGGAAUUCCGAUGUCUCUGAAGGAAUGCGUGCCAUUGGGAGGAUACGAUCAGACACGUGGAUUCGUCCAGGACACGUUCCAUCCGACCAAAGAGGACGCCGUUCUCGUGCAGCAACUCAAGAAGCUUGGAGCCAUUCCGUACGUUCAGACGAACGUUCCGCAGUCCCUUCUCAGCUACAACUGCUCCAAUCCAGUGUUCGGAAGAACGAACCAUCCAAUGGAUAAGAACCGAACCCCCGGAGGAUCUUCUGGAGGAGAAUCUGCGCUCAUUUCUGCAGACGGAUCUCUUCUUGGAAUCGGAGGAGACGUCGGAGGAUCCAUCCGUAUUCCGUGCGCCUACACUGGAAUCACAGGCAUCAAGCCCUCCCACCUCCGAUUCUCGCACCGUGGAGUCUGCGGAAGUGUCCCUGGCCGUCCUCUCAUCAACUCCAAUGAUGGUCCAAUGUCCACGAGAGUCGAGACGAACGUCGAUUUCCUCCGAACUGUCUGGGCUGACACGUGGAUUACCGAACAAGAUCCGUACGUGCCGCCAGUGACGUGGAACGAGGAAUUGUACUCGAGUGAGAAGAAGCUUAAGAUCGGGUACUACACCGACGACGGAUGGUUCACCCCCACGCCAGUCUGCCAACGCGCUGUCCUGGAAGCCAAGCAGAUCCUUGAGGACGCCGGACACACUCUGAUUCCGUUCCGUCCUCCGAGAGUCCCCGAAGUCCUUCUCAUGUUCAUCCGUGCCGUCUGUGUGGACGCUGGAAAGUUUCUGUCGAGGAAGUUGAUGAAUGUGAGUGUUUCUCUUCCCGAUUCCUCUUCUAUCUUCUCUCGUUCCAGGACAUCAUCGACCCUCUCCUCUACACUCAGGUCGUUCUCUGGAUGGUUCCGGUGCCUCUGCAAAGAUUCCUCGCCAGCAUCAUCAAAGUGUUCUUCCCUCGUCUCGGAACUCUCAUGAACUCAAUGACUCUGAGCACUGAAGAACUCCGAUGCACUUACGCGGACAUCGAGGCCUACAGAAGUGAAAUGGCCGGCCUCAUGAUCGACAAGAAGAUCGACGCGCUUCUCUGCCCGGUCACAGUCACUGCGGCCCUUCCUCACGUGAUCCCAUCCAAACUUUUCGCCGGUACCAGCUACACUGGCAUCUUCAAUCUCCUCGACUACGCUGCAGGUAAUCCCCCAUUUCAUUCGAGAACCGCACCAAAAGUGAACUUUCAGGAUCUGUGAACGUAACGCAUGUGACAAAACAGGAUGAGCAGGACCUGGAAUCAGACUACGAGGCCUCGGAUCCGUGGUACGCACUGGCGAAGCAGCACUCGCGCGGCACGAUCGGCCUUCCCGUGGGCGUGCAAGUGGCGACUCCUCCGUACCGAGAGGAGACGUGCCUUCGCAUCAUGAGAGAGAUCGAACGCGGUGUUACCGGAAAGUAACUGGCCCCAUAAUUCCUGUGUUUCUUUCUUCCUCCUGCCAUAAUACGUUCUCUCUACGGUUCUCUUUACUUUCCCUUCAUUCUUUUCAUGUUCCUCGUGUCUGCUGAGAUAAAGACUUAUCACGUUAACCUUGUUUACAUCUUUGAAAAUGUCAACCAACGAAGGUAAGCCCUGCGGGGAUAAAUGGUCUCUUUUCACAAGUUUGAUGAUCUUUCGGGCAAAGGAUUAGUUGUUUGUUCAUUGUGAAAAGUUGUUUGAAGUUCCCGAAAGUUCUGUCAAACAUUGACAGACAAUAUUGAUUUCGGAUCGUUUUUCGUUGCCUGAAUUUUCAAAUUUCUUUUUCUCCGAUCGUUUUGCCUUUUGCAAAGUAAACUGUUGAUUUAUUCGUUUCUCACUUGGCACUCAAAAAUGAUUCAAAGGAAUAUUCAAACAUUUCAAACAUUGUCCCUCCUGACUCAUUUUCUCUUUUUUCGGUCCCAAUCUCCGUGUUGAUAUGAGUUCCGUUUCGUCGAAAUCUUGAUAAGUUCCUGAGCACACACUGCCUGUUUGCUCUAUGACCUCCCGUCCUUCGAUCUGUCUGUCAACGAACUUUUUCCAAUCACAAAAAUAUCACUUUUAUCGGUAUUCUGCCUUCUAAAUGCAUUCCAAGCGAGUGAAUUCUCGUCCAGACCCGGGGUGUUUCAAGUACUGACAUUUGUUACGCACUCGAAAGGAUUAUUAGUGGAUUCUAGAUAUUUAGGUACUAUAAACAUUCGAUCCAUUUUUGAUCUACUAUUGAAAUUGCUGUUUGUUUCAUUCAUCAUUGAGUAAUCGAAUUGAGUACAACCUUUACUUCCUCUUUUUAUUCCAUUGCCAAUCUGGAUCAUUUUCUGUGCAAUCCAAAAGUGUGAUCCAUUUGUGUUCCCGCUUUUUUCCCCACUCUCCCUCCCCUUUCCUAGUAUCCAUAGUGACCAUUCCCUUUUCAUUAGGCAACAUUUCCAUUUUGUGAUUUCCUCCCUUUCCUGUCACAUUCUUGCCUUUCGGAAUCUCGACACAGCCGCCCAUGUUUGUCUGUCGGCAGACGCCAAAGAAAAAGUGCGCUGAAGGCAUCGGAAUGGCCUAUAAAACCGUUUUUAUCAUAUCUUUCACGCCCAGCAUUUCCUCUUUUUUCAUUCAGGUCGGAAGGAUUUUUUCGCUGCAAGAACUCACCGAACUCAGUCGUCAACGCUCCUUCCGCCAUGAUCUUUUACGUGGCACUUUUGCUCCUCGGAGCAGUUGCCUACUACUACAAUUUUGAGAAUAAACGAAAGAAGGUGAGCUGAAGAGCAUUAGAAUGAGAAGAAGAGAAAGGACAUUCAGAUCAGGGAGCAGUUGGCACCAGUAGUGCAGAGAAGACGAGAGGAUCAGGUGAAGAAUGUGGAAGAAGCGAGGAAAGAAGGAGAUCGACUGGAGGCUCAGCGGAGGGAUUGGAUCGGAUCAAUGGACUUUGAGCAGUUAAAGGGAGAACUCCAGAGAGGACAUGUCACUUGUGUGGAGGCGGUCAGAACUUACUUGCACAAAGCGAUCGAAGCUCACGAGAAGACCAAUGCGGUGACUUGUUUCAUUCUGGUAAGUAACAGUUCCCGGACGAUGGAACGAAGUGUGUAUUGUUCAGGACGCUGUGCAAUGGGCCGAAGGACUGGACGAGAAAGCGAAGCAGCCGAGCUACGUAAAGCCUCCGUUGUUCGGAAUUCCGAUCUCUCUGAAAGAGUGCCUCAAAAUUAAAGGAUACGAUCAAACACGAGGAUUUGUGCAAGACGCCUACCAUCCGGCAACAUCAGACUCCAUUCAAAUAGAGCACUACAAGAAACUAGGUGAACUUUUGAUAGCGUGAGCACAUAAAAAAGCAAUGAGGAAGUUGAAUUUUCAGGAAUGAUUCCGUUCUGCCAGACGAACGUUCCACAGUCCCUUCUCAGCUACAACUGCUCCAAUCCUUUGUUCGGAACAACCACGAACCCUUACGACAGCACUCGCACGUGCGGAGGAUCUUCUGGCGGAGAAGGAGCACUGAUCGCAGCAGGAGGAUCCCUUCUCGGAAUUGGAACCGACGUGGGAGGAUCCGUCAGAAUCCCGUGUCAUUUCACGGGCACCGCCGGAUUGAAACCGUCCAAAAUGAGAUUUGCACACCGUGGCGGAGGCGCUUCCGUUCCUGGAAAGCCACUGAUUGACGCAAAUGACGGACCGAUGGCACGUGAUGUGAAGACUAACGUCGAGUUUUUGAGAAAUGUAAGGAAACAUGAGUACACUGUGAAUGCAGAGAAGUAAGUACGUUUCAGGUGUGGGGGGACAUAGACUUCCAAUCGGACAGAGAUCCGUACUGUCCGCCAGUCCAUUGGAAUGAGUCACUGUAUUCGAGCGAAAAGAAACUAAGAGUCGGUUACUACGUGGAUGACGGAUGGUUCACUCCCACUCCGGCUCUGCAGAGAGCCGUUCUCGAGUCGAAGAAGCAUUUGGAAAGUGCCGGACACACAGUCGUCCCCUUUGACCCUCCGAGAAUGACCGAAGUGAUGCAGUUGUACUACCGAGCAGUCUGUCUUGACGGUGGGCAGUACGUGCUGCAGAAGAUUCUCAAAGAUCUGAUCGAGCCGACGAUUCACUUCCAAGUGACCCUCUGGAUGGUUCCCAUUUGGAUCCAACGUCUCCUCAGCUACCCAAUCUCUUUGGUGUUUCCCCGGAUGGGAGUUUUGAUGAAGGCGUUGACAAGAGACACAUUCGGUUAGUAGAUGUCAAGAGGACACAACUCUAAGCGAGACUUUACAGAAUUGAGAGAGGCGUACGCCGAGAUCGAAGGCUACAGAGAGGAGUUUGUCGAGCUGAUGAUGAAGAACAACCUGGACGUGAUUCUGUGCCCUGCUUCGAUCAUGCCAGCCCCUCAGCACGACAUUCCUUCAAAGGUCGUUUCUGGAGUCAGCUACACUUGUCUCUUCAACUUGAUGGACUUUGGAGCAGGUGAGAAAAGCAUUUACGAGCUUUGAACCGAGAUUUGUUCUCAGGUGUUGUACCUGUGACUACUGUGAACAAAUCGGACGAAGAGAAGCUGAUCAACGAGUACCCGGAGACUGACAAAUGGUACCAGAUCACGAAGAACGCCACGCGCGGCGCAGUCGGAAUGCCGGUGGGAGUUCAGGUCGCCGCCCCGCCUUUCCGCGAGGAAGUCGUGCUCAGAACUAUGCGGGAAAUUGAAAUCGCCGUCACCGGCAAAUAA